Molecule: messenger RNA, 813 nt
Organism: Aspergillus glaucus CBS 516.65
Lineage: Eukaryota; Fungi; Ascomycota; Eurotiomycetes; Eurotiales; Aspergillaceae
Product: PaaI family thioesterase
Exons: 1
Coding region: 72-509 (145 amino acids)
Molecular function (GO): fatty acyl-CoA hydrolase activity
Source: RefSeq, a predicted model, not a curated record
GCAUUGUUCAUGCCAUUGAUCCCCUUCUUUCGAAGUACAUUGCGAAGUAUCCAAGGCUCGCCUCAUUUGACAUGGACUCCCAACUUCAGCACGUUCACAAAGUGUGGGAGCGUAUGCGCACAAACAGUCCUAUUUACGCCUUCCUUCUUGACCAGGUCGAAAUCUAUCAUGCUGAAAAUGGCGUUGUGCGUGCUCGACUUCAGGUAGCACCUCAACAUAUUAACUCGAAAGGGACUCUGCAUGGUGCCUUUUCUGCUUGUGUCACGGACUGGGCCGGUGGAUUGGCCAUUGCAUCUUGUGGUCUGGAUUCAACCGGUGUCAGCGCAGAUAUUCAUGUCAGCUACCUUUCUGCAGCAACGACCAAUGAUUGGCUCGAGAUUGAAGGUCGUGCCGACAAGGUUGGAAAAAACCUUGCGUUUACAACCAUAAGUAUCUUGAAAAAGGGCAGCGCAUGCGAACUGGCGAUAGUUGCGCGGGGAUCCCAUACGAAAUACAUCAAAACCCAAUAACUUUGACGGCUUAUAGUUGGGAGACCUUUCCAGGAAGCCUUCUGCGUAGGGUAGGGUAGCUUAUGAGACCCGCUAUCUUCUUUGCAUCUGGCAUGGAUAGCAUUUUCUUUGAAUGCCCGGAUUCACUCGGAUAGCGGAGAAUAAUUCCAUUCAACUAUAGCUUUAGAUUCCUUGUCAGACAGACUGUGAGGCAAGGAAAUUAUGAAUGGAUACAUAAUUUAUGAUUAUUAUUAUUAGUAUUAUUAUUAUCUUUUUUUUUUUUUUUUUUUUCCCGGCUCUCUUUCUCGGGAUGUGGGGUUCUACG